Oxyura jamaicensis (ruddy duck) is the source of this 1352-nucleotide messenger RNA. It is a transcript of the gene SMIM18, whose product is annotated as small integral membrane protein 18. The record is from RefSeq and is a predicted model, not a curated record. Lineage: Eukaryota; Metazoa; Chordata; Aves; Anseriformes; Anatidae. Bases 480 to 773 code for a protein of 97 amino acids. The transcript is spliced from 2 exons.
UCUCGUUUAAUCGGCCUGGCUACGGCACGCCACAGCUCCUGACAAGUCAGUCAGGGCACACUGCGAGGCUGGAGCCUGCGGAUGUUAAUGCUUCCAACGUCACGGUCUGACCGGCUGCCUUCCAGCACGGAGCAGCACGGGGCAUGGCCACCAGCGCGCCCCCGUGCGCUCCUCAGCUACCGAGCCCGACACGCACAAAAGCAUCCUGAAAAUAACGAGUGGGGGAGAGGCAGCUUCCUAAUCUACGCAGCAAAAGUCCGAUUUGUGAAUGAUUUCCUCCAGGGGUUGAGGGCUUGAUGCAAAUGAGCACAAAGGAAGUUGUCAGCAGCACCAUGCGCUGGCCAAUCGCAGGGAAGCUCCAUCUUAGCUGUGCCAUAGGCUGCAUUAAAACAGGGAACGGCACGGCGCUCUUUCAGCAUCCUUUCAGACAAGAGCCCCCAAAUCUGUGACAGGGAAUACGUUAAGGCAACUCUGCGAGAAUGGCAACCCUCAACACCACUCAGUGGAACGAGACCACAUCCAUUUACCAGUACCUGGGCUUCCAAGUGCAAAAAAUUUACCCCUUCCACGAUAACUGGAACACUGCCUGCUUUGUUAUUCUGAUCAUAUUCAUCUUUACUGUCGUCUCUCUGGUGGUGCUGGCAUUCCUCUACGAACUGCUAGACUGUUGCUGCUGUGUGAAAAACAAAACUAUGAAGGACUUGGAGAACGAACCCAACCCUGUUAGAGCGAUGAUGAACAGCUUCAGAAAGCGUGAAACAGAGGUGGUGUAGGAAGGACUGAUCAUCAGCACUCGAACAACAUUUAACACUUUGAACAAAUCCUCUUGUACCUUACCAACGAGCAAGUCCCAUGUGUUUUUUUUUUUUUUUUUUUUUUGUUUCGUUUGGACUUAAAUGUAAUAGCAGCAGUUCCCAUUUUAUCUCUGGAUGUGAACUUGAAUAAUUAGCAAAGGCUUUCUGAGUGCUUAGCAAAAGGAUGAUCUGUUGCAAUGUUAUGGUGGAAGAAAAAUUCUUUGUUUUUAAAUGCAUUUCUGUUGUUCAUAUUGAGUUACUAGAGUAGAUCCUUGUCUACCUGAACGAACAAACACUGCUUAACAUGCCUAAAGCGAUGUUGCUUAACUGGAAAAAAAAUGCUUAUAGAAAUGCUCAGCAAUGUGAUCAUACAGAGCACAACGGCACAGCACUGGCCUCCCACUGAGGUCAGCCAUGCAGGGACAAGACAGACAUAUAAGGGAUGAGGGGAAGAAAGAUAGGAGACGGCAGGGUUUCAAGGCAAGAGAGCCCAUGAGACAGGGGAGCUCGUGUGAGUUCUUGCCUUCAGCAGCUCUUACUACAGGUUCCUUGCUCUAA